ACAAGAAGAAAGAGCACAAGAACCAAGAAGAACACGUGUACAAGAAGAAAGAGCACAAGAUCCAAGAACACGUGUACAAGAAGAAAGAGCACAAGAUCCAAGAACACGUGUACAAGAAGAAAGAGCACAAGAACCAAGAAGGACACGAGUACAAGAAGAAAGAGCAUACGAACAAGGAAGAAAAGCACAAAAUCAAGAAAGUGAACGAAGGAGAGCAAGCAGGGAUGAGCCUGGAGCUCAGCAGCACGGGGACUCCACACAGGCUCUCCUAGCCCAUCUGGAAAGAAGUCAGCUGCCCAAGGCUGAGAUACCGAUAUUCACUGGAGACGUUACGAAGUACAGAUCUUUUAUACGUGCAUUCGACAGUCGGAUCUCCUCCAAAACUGAUGACGACGAAGAAAAGCUGUACUUUCUCGAGCAAUAUACAAGUGGUAAGCCACAGGACAUAAUCAGGGGCUGCCUGCACAUGACGACUGGAUCGGGCUACCUGGAAGCCAGGAGACUCCUUGAUCGGAGGUACGGAGACGAGGACUCAAUCACAAGUGCGUUUGUGGAUAUGCUUGUGGAGUGGCCACAAGUAAAACCAGGAGAUCUGGAAGGAAUGGAUCGUUUGUCACUGACGCUGAGGUCUUGCAACAACGUAAUGAGUGGAAUAUCACCCGGAGCAAGGGAGACAGACCACCCAAAGACCAUGCGGAAAAUCAUCGAGAAGCUGCCCUACAACCUGCAGGACCAGUGGCGCCGCCUAGCGGACCAUAUCCAUGAACAGGAGCACAGACGAGCGCGCUUUGAGGAUAUCGUCGACUUUGUCGAGAGAGAAGUAAGGAUCCAGACGAACCCGAUGUUUGGUCGUCAGCACAGUGUCAGCAGGACAAGAGAACAGGAAGGUCAGCGGAGAAAGGUUCAAACUGUAUCGGCAACAGUCAUCGAGCCAGGAGCUCAGCAGCGGCGGGGAUCGCUCAAGUGUUUGUUCUGUUCAAAGGCACAUUACCUCGACCAAUGUGAAGAGUUCAGAGGAAGGGCACCUCAUGAGAAGAGUGCCUUCGUCAGAGAGCAGGGACUUUGUUUUGGGUGCCUCUGCAAGGGUCAUCUGGUGAGGGAAUGUGCGAAAAGGAGAACCUGCUCAAUCUGCAGACUCCGUCAUCCAACAGCACUGCACAACGACAGACCACCGCCAGAGCACGGUGUUCGAAUCGUCUCUGACGGCCAUGCAGGUAGUGAAGUGCCGCAGAACCCGAGUCAAGUCGUAACAAAUGGCAGAGUGAAGCUGAGGAGCUCUUCCAAGACGUGUGCUGACUCGUCAUCUACUAUGAUGUCUAUCGUACCCGUGAAGAUGUGGACUGAUGGUGGCCAGAAAGUAGAGACGUACGCGUUUCUUGACGGAGGCAGUUCAGCGACGUUCUGCUCGGAGUCUUUGCUGAAGCAGAUCGGAGCUGUUGGCGAAAACGUUAAGCUCUCAAUGACUACCGCGUCAGUUGACAAUCAGCAAGUGGACAGUCGUGUGAUAAAGGGAGUCAAGAUAUCGGAUCUGGGUGGAAGUACGUGCAUUGCGAUGCCUCCGAUGUACACUCUCAGCACAAUUCCAGUGAAACUAGAAGACAUGGCGUCAAGCGAGGAUCUAAACCAGUGGGUUCACUUGCAGGGCAUUGAUUUGGCGCGGAUCGAUGCUGAAAUUGGUCUCCUGAUAGGUAGCAACUGUCCUCAGGCGCUCCAGCCGCUAGAGGUAAGACGAAGUGAAGAUGGUGGGCCGUUCGCGCUUCGGACUGAGUUAGGAUGGGUGGUGCAGGGCCCAAGACGCGUUUGUCAGAACGAGAACGACAGAGUAAGAGUGAAUCGUAUCAGGGUUGUCAACGAGAGCUCCGAUCUCCAUCGCAGUUUCAUGGCUUUGUACAACCAGGAUUUCGAAGACCAUGGUAGUUCUGUGGACGUCGGUCUGUCUAGAGAGGACCAGCAGUGGCUCAAGAAGGUGGAGACUGGAGUGCGCUUCAUCAACGGGCACUACGAGUUACCAGUCCCCCUCAGAGAUGAGCAGGUGUUUCCUAACAACAGACAGCAAGCAGAGCAGCGCGCCCAAGGUCUAAAGAAGCGGAUGCUGCGUGAUGAGAAGUAUCUGAGGGACUACAGCAGGUUCGUCAGUGAGCUGAUUGAGAAGGACUACGCGGAAAAGGUGUCCAGAGAGAGUUUGGACGCCUGCUGGGGUAGAACGUGGUAUAUUCCACACCACGGUGUCUACCACCCAGCGAAACCGGACAAAAUCAGAGUAGUUUAUGACUGCUCAGCGAGCUACCGAGGUGUGUCUCUCAACGAUCGACUGCUUCAGGGGCCCAACUUGACCAGCUCACUUAUCGGAGUGCUGCUGCGGUUCCGUCAGGAACCCUUCGCCAUCAUGGGAGAUGUUGAAAAGAUGUUCUACCAAGUUCGAGUUGCUGACAGAGACAGAAGUCUGCUACGAUUCCUCUGGUGGCCCGACGGAGACGUAUCUCGACAGUUGGAAGACUACCAAAUGAACGUUCACCUGUUUGGUGCGACGUCGUCGCCAUCCUGCGCGAACUUCGCGCUGCGAAGGACGGCUCAGGACUACGGAGGGCUGUAUCAACCGGAGGUAGCAAGGUGCAUACAGAGGAACUUCUACGUUGACGACUUUCUCAAGUCUGCGUCAACUGAGGACGAAGCAGCAGGGCUCGCGCUGGAAGUUCGUGAGUGCUGUGCCAGAGGAGGUUUCAGGUUAACGGGUUUUGUCAGCAACAGCUCAAGGGUGAUGUCAUGUCUCCCUGAAACAGAUCGUGCUCCGAGUCACAAAAUGGACCUCACUAAAGGUGUGCUGUCUCCGCAGAGAGCUCUAGGAGUACAGUGGGAUGUCGAUCAUGACACACUCAGCUUCAGAGUGGAGGUACAGCGUGGUCCAGCCUCGAGGAGAGGAAUCUUGUCCACUGUGAGUGCCAUGUACGACCCCUUGGGAUUUGGAGCUCCAUUUUUGUUGCCAGCAAAGGUGUUGCUUCAGGACCUGUGCAGAUUACAGCUGGGUUGGGAUGAUCCAAUUCCCUACUCUCAUCUCCAGCGGUGGAAUCAGUGGUGUGAAGAGCUUGCAGACCUUCGAGAUUUUUCCGUUCCGAGAAGCGUCGCCCCACUGCAUGGUGAGGCUCGGAGUCGCCAGCUGCACAUGUUCGCAGAUGCGAGUGAAGUCGGGUAUGGAGCAGUUGGGUACGUUCGAGUAGAAGACGCUGAGGGAAGGAUUACGACAUCCCUACUGAUGAGCAAGUGCCGUGUAGCCCCAUUGAAGACCUGCUCCAUCCCUCGCCUGGAGUUGACGGCUGCCGCUCUGGCAGUACAAUUGAGCACUCAAAUACUCUCCGAGACAGAUCUGCAUUUCGAUGAGGUGUGUUUUUGGACCGAUAGCGUCUCAACGCUCCGCUACAUACAGAACGUCACAUCUCGCUUCCAGACGUUCGUGGCCAACAAGUUAGCCGUCAUCCAUGAUGGCUCAAGUCCUAACCAGUGGCGAUACGUCCCUUCAGAGCUGAAUCCGGCAGACAGCUUAUCCCGUGGUCAGUCAGGACCAGCGUUUCUUGCAUCUCGCUGGGUUCUUGGCCCAGCGUUCCUCGAGAGCGCCGCCUGUGAAUGGCCGGAUCAGUCACAAGUCCAACAGCUUCAGGGCAGUACAGAGGAGCUUGAGAUCAAGAAAAGCGUAGUCAGCGCCACCACAGCUACAGAAGGUGAUGACUACACUGCACAGCUGCUGAACAGCACAAGUGACUGGUUCAAGCUGAAGAAACGUGUCGCAUGGGUGCUUCGGUGGAAGCAGCUGCUGCAGAAGAGAGUAGCCGGCAGGAAGGAGUCCGGUACACGUGAUGAAGAUCUUCUUUCACCUAGGCUGUCCGUACAAGAACUUGAGAUGGCAGAAGCUGCGAUUCUGAGACAUGUUCAAGAACAGGCGUUUCCUGAAGAAAUGUCCGGUUCAGUGAGGAAGUCGAGCCGUUUGUUCCGUCUGAAUCCUUGUGUGGUUGACGGAACUCUACGAGUCGGAGGACGGCUCGUAAACGCUCAGAUUCCAGACGCUGCAAAACAUCAGUUGAUUCUUCCCAAGAAUGGUCACGUCACUGACCUCAUUAUACGGGACAUGCACGAGAGAAAGGGACAUUCUGGAAGGGAAUAUGUCCUGGCUGAGUUGCGCCGAAGGUUCUGGAUUGUGUCUGGAAGCUCUGCAGUACGCAGAGUUCUGUCAAGAUGCGUUAGAUGUCGAAAGAUUCAGGGUUCGGUGGUGACACAGCAGAUGUCGAACCUACCGGAAGACAGAACGGCGCCAGAUAGUGGAGUUUUCAGUCGAGUUGGGACCGAUUAUUUUGGUCCGUUCUAUGUCAAGGUGGGACGAAAGCAGAUGAAGAGAUAUUGUGUGCUUUUCACGUGUCUCGCAACUCGGGCUAUUCACAUCGAGGUGUGCGAAACCCUAGAUACAAGCUCUUUCAUUAAUGCUCUUCGCAGAUUCCAGGCUCGGAGGGGUCAAGUGAAGUUUAUCAGGUCUGACAAUGGGACGAAUUUCACAGGCGCUGAGAGAGAGCUGAGAGAAGAAGUCCGUAAGCUGCGAGAGAAAAGCGUUCAUGACUGCUUACUGAAGGAGGGGAUCACGUGGAAGUUCACCCCUCCAGGUGCCUCAUCGCAAGGAGGUAUAUGGGAGAGACAAGUUCGGAGCAUCAGGAAAGUCCUGAAUGCGCUCCUCAGGGAGCAGACGAUGACUGACGAGUCGCUCCGCACGCUGCUAUGCGAAGUGGAGGCUGUGCUCAACAGUAGACCUCUAACGACGGUAUCAAGUGACCCAGCUGAUCUGCAGCCUCUCACCCCCAACGACCUGCUACUACUGCGUGGUGGUCCGGUGCCAGACGGCAUCUUCAGCGAGAGGGACAGCUGCUUUGGUCGAAGGUGGAAGCAGGUGCAAUAUCUCGCCGACCUGUUUUGGAAGCGUUGGGUAAAGGAAUACCUGCCACUUCUUCAGCAGCGCCAGAAGUGGGUCAGAACACGGAAGAACCUCUCUGUUGGUGACGUUGUUUUGGUCGUUGACGUGAACAGCCCGCGAUGUCGAUGGCCUCUCGGACGCGUAUUGGAGGUGUUUCCGGACGGCGAGGGUCUUGUGCGUUCCGCUAUGGUGAAAACGGCAAGCAGCGUCUUGAAGAGGCCGAUCUCGAAGUUAGUGUUUCUCAUGUAGAAUAAGUAAUGUGACGCACAUGGUGCGCACAUGGGGGCGGGUGUAGGCGGCGCCGCUGCGGCGCGCGGUGGAACGGGGGUGCUUGCUCCCAGUCGUGCGCCGCUCCGCUCAAGCCGGCUCGCUCUUCCCUCUGCCCCGGUUGCCUCCCCGCUCUGCCUGCCUGGAGAGCCGGGACGGCCGGGACUACCUCCCCUCGGUUUGCGAGUAGCAUCGCCCAUGGUCCUAGAGGUGGACAUUUUCGUAUGGCUUUUACUCUGUUUGUACUUGAUUUUGCUGUACUUUGCGUUUUUCCGUUGUAUCAUUUGUACUAUGUUGAUUGUCGUAAACGACCAAUUUGAAAUGUAUCGCGUGAUUAUUUGCUAGUUUGAAUAUUCGAUGGCUCAUUGUUCGUUGGCGUAUUGUUAGAAGGCAAUUUCUGCAAUACUUCUCAGUACUCGUUUGCUGUGUGACGUGCCACCCGGCUCUAUGCCCGGCCAUGAUUCUGGAUCAUUCGCGCUGAUGGCGGCAGAGGCGGUCGUGUCGUGUCUGUGUUUGCGCGAGCGAUGGUAAGUGGCUGAGCAGUUGUAUUUCACUAUGAUGCGUUAAAAUGUGUGAUCUGUUAGCUCGUAUAGAUAUUCUGUUGUCAAUUUCAUAUAAGACGUUUCAGCGCCAAUAUGAUUAAAACCGAGACUAUGAUAUUUUGCACUGAGGUAAACGACAAUGGACCUGACUGGUGUCUGGAUUCGUAGAUAUGGCGUCGGAGAUGUGAGGCUGGCUUGGGAGGAUGCCUCUGGAUGUAUGGACGUUAGCCGCGAAGCGACCCAGAAGGCACAUUUGUCGCAACGACUGUUACUCUCGAGAUCGUGUGGGCUAUCCACUCAGCUCACUCGGUCCAAUAAACGGUCCGUUAAGA
Amphibalanus amphitrite is the source of this 6089-nucleotide messenger RNA. RefSeq lists its product as uncharacterized. The record is from RefSeq and is a predicted model, not a curated record. Lineage: Eukaryota; Metazoa; Arthropoda; Thecostraca; Balanomorpha; Balanidae. Bases 467 to 5197 code for a protein of 1576 amino acids. Gene Ontology annotation, molecular function: nucleic acid binding. Gene Ontology annotation, biological process: DNA integration. The transcript is spliced from 2 exons.